CUUUUUGGGGUCUACCUGAAUUCAUUCUUGGUUUAGAAACCUUUAUUAGACAAUGUAAAUUCCCUUUAUAAAUGGCGUUAAAUACAUCUAGAGAAUGUAAUUGAGCUAUGGAAGCGUUUUACUUUUUUAAAUCUUAUGCUGGUUUGUUAUAAAAACUGGCUUUCUAUAACGGAAGCCUGACUGAAUUUAGUUAAAACUGAAUUUUAUUUGUAAUUUUUAAAGUGAGAUUAUCGAGGACUGUUUAAUUCAUUUCAUGAAGCAAAAACACCAAUUUCCCUGGUAACGGCAUUGCAAAAGGAAGACUGCUGCUUAAUAUAAUAUGAAAAGAUUGUUUUUGUUCCAUUGUAAAUUUGAGAGCCUUUAGGUUUUGGUCUGCUCCUCCAACUAUUUGAAAGUGGACUUCAUGUCUUUGACUAAAUGAUUCAUCAAAACCUAGACAUGCAAAUUAAUACUAAAUUACAUAACGAUAAAUGCUAAUUAAUGUACGGAAUUGAAAGUAAUCUUUUAUGUAAUUGUUCAUAUUUGACAACUCACAAUAGUAGUCUAAUGAACAUCACAUUUAUUUGCGCCAACACCAAACUAUGAAGUUGAAAGCAACUUGCAUAAAGAUGUGGCUAAUUGAUGCGUCCAGAACAUGAAUGAACAAUAUGCUUGUAUGUUUUCAGAAAUUAAAUGUUCAAAACAAAACCUUUUUAUCUAUAGUUUCAUGGUGUGAGGGAGAAGGAGUAGUUGGGAUUUUAAAUAUAUAAUAUUAUUCAAAGCUGAGUUUUUGAGCAUGUCUUUAAACACGUGAUUGAAUGGGGAUCUGUAAUUAUAUUCCUGAAUGAAUGUUCAAAAGCUACUGAUGAGGUUCCUGGCUCUCUUCUCGUGUGACGUUUACGGAAACGCAGACGCUGCUCUCGCGAGUCUUUGGAACAGACGUGGGCUUUUGGAAAUCCAGGGUUGUGGCUGAGGGGGGUGACACAACAGGAAGUCCUUAAUAUGAGUGAUGACAGACCUUUCCAAUGCACUGCUCCUGGGUGUGGACAGAGAUUUACCAACGAGGAUCACUUGGCCGUCCACAAACACAAACAUGAGAUGACCCUGAAGUUUGGCCCAGCGAGGAAUGACAGUGCCAUCAUUGCUGACCAGACACCAACACCUACCCGCUUUUUGAAGAACUGUGAGGAGGUUGGACUCUUCAUUGAACUUGCAAGUCCGUUUGACCAUGACUUCAAAAAAACGAGCGAAGAUGACAUUAAAAAGUUACCGUUGGAUUUGUCACCUCUUGCAACGCCUAUCAUAUGCAGCAAAACUGAGGAGCCCAUAGCUAUGGAGGCCCAUCGAGAUAGCCCACUGCCUCACCCCGAAUCCACAACGAAUGAUGACAAGGGUUUAUCUUUGCAGCCAGCCUCACUGCCAACAUCCACUAUAGUCCAUCCUGCAUCCCUCCAAGUUCCCAAUGUCCUUCUAGCAACCUCAGAGGCUAAUGUUGUAAUACAGCAAGCUCUCCCAUCACCAACAUCUAGCUCUGUUAUUACCCAAGUCCCAUCCACUAAUAGGCCUAUAGUCCCGGUGCCUGGCACCUUCCCAGUGCUCUUACAGCUGCCUAACGGCCAGACCAUGCCGGUUGCUAUACCUGCGUCUAUUACAAGCUCAGGUCUACAUAUUCCAACUACAAUCCCUCUUGUCAGACCUGUCACCAUCGUGCCUAACGUCCCCGGGAUUCCAGGACCUCCCUCGCCACAGCCACAGCCCGCCCAAUCAGAAGCGAAGCUGCAGCUUCCUCAGGUAACCAAGGGAACGACUGGCGAAGUCCAGAGCAGCGCUGUAACCCACACUGCUGCUCCCACUUCUCCGCCCCCCGCCCCACCUCCAGCCCCCAUCGGGGCCCUCAGUCCGGCUCCAGCUACACACCUGCCCACGACUGAGGAACCUUCCCCCCCUUCCCUUCAGCAGCCAGCCACCUCCACCACAGAGACACCUGCUUCUCCAGCACCCACUGCACCAAACCCCCCAAGCACAGGGGGGCGGCGGCGCAGAACCACAAGCGAAAACCCGGACGAGAAGAGGCGCAAGUUUCUGGAGCGUAACAGGGCGGCGGCCUCUCGCUGUCGGCAGAAGAGGAAAGUGUGGGUCCAGUCUCUGGAGAGGAAGGCCGACGACAUCAACUCCAUGAACGGACAACUGCAGAAUGAAGUCUCCCUGCUGAGAACCGAAGUGGCUCAGCUGAAGCAGCUUCUUCUGGCUCAUAAAGAUUGCCCUGUAACCACCAUGCAGAAGAAAUCUGGCUAUCACAUCUCUGACAAGGAUGAGAGCUGCGAGGAGAUGUCCGUCCCCGGGAGCCCCCAGAACGAGGCCAUCCAGCACAGCUCCGUCAGCACCUCCAACGUGGUCAGCUCCUCCUCCACAACCUCAGCCGCCUCGUCCAGCGGCGCCACCACCACGUCCAACCAGAGCACAGAGGAGACCCAGUCUCAGCCUUCAGGGAGCUGAUCGUCCCAAACUGCCUGAGCGUCGACACGGGAGGGAAGGGACUUCCUCUCAUCCUUAGUUUGGACACUGCCGUUUUGAUUUUGUUCAUGUUCGGUCCAUUUUGUUCUUUGUUGGCAAUGCAAACUUUUUCUCUGGAAUUGAUGAAGACAAAAUAACAGGCACUUUAGGUGUAAGAUGUAAAACUUAUGGUUAAAAAAUAUUUUUGUGAUUUAUUUAUUUAUUAUUUAAAAGCAAUCAUGAAUUGAUAGACCUUACCAAAGUGUAUUGUUGUUCAUUUAUAACUAGUUUGCUUGUUUUCAUUACUUUUAAUUAGCACUAUCUUUACGAUGACGUGAAAAUAAAGAGUCACCUUUUUUUAAUAUAAUUUGCUUUUCACAUUUUGCACAUUUUGAGAGAUGAUGGGUUUACGAGUUUGACAGUUCACAUGUUGAGUACCGGCAGCUUUUUAGAAUUUGAAUACAAAAUGUAAACGGCGGAAUCAGAUUUUAAAUUCGCCAACUUUUCUGUGAGGGAGAUCGGCUACAGUCGCAUCGAGUAGUUUGAAUGUCUGAGCUCACCUCCGCUUGUAACACUCGUCUGAAGGACGUGAGCUUUUUAGAAACGUGUGUUAUUUCAUAAACAUUCCACCUGUCGUCCGAUUGUUCCUGAGCCAGUGAUUGUAGGACUGCAGUACCUUUUCAUUACUCAAUCUUGGGGACGUUGACUUCAUUCAGUGCCAUUCAUGUUUUUGUAUGAAUUACUUCUGUACAUUUUAUUAUGCAGAUUAGCUUGAGUUGACAGUUAUUCUCUGGGAUUAAAAGUCUCAUGAAACAUAGUUUCUCAGUAAUGAAAUAUGGUGUUGUAUACUGUCUUUGCUUUAUAAGUGAUUGUUUAAGACUUUAAUGCAGACAGACAUUGUGUUUUUUUCAUGAUCCUCGAUGACGUUUAGAAAAACAUUGUAAAUAACAUCGGCGCUGCAUUGUAUGUGAUCUUUCUAGGUGUUAUGUAGUUUCUUCUUUUUAUAGGAUAUUGUGGUGGAACUCUGUUAGCAGUUGAGCAAUGUUCCCGUCAUUAGGAUAGGCCUCUUCCUGACUCCAGAUCUUGUCAAGUGAAAUUAAAGCAUUCAGAUGUGAACAGGAAUCACAUCAUGUACACUAGAGUAAGAAUUGUGAGCAUUUCAUCAUUGAAAUAUUAGUAGGAAGAAAAUCAAACCAUGAAGUCAAUGAGCCUUUUCUCUUAUUCUGUCCUGGCUUACUACUGUGUAGUUUUAUGAGAAGCUAACACAUUGUUUUCUUUAAGUACGAUUUUUAUUUUGUACUUAUUGUUUAUUUAACUGUGAUGUGCUUAACUGCAUGAGGUAAGAAUUCUCUGCGAGAAUUUAACUGUUUCUUCGAUAAUGUCUCGGUAAGAUAAACCUCAUCAAACAUCUUGAGUUGUGGUUCUAAGUUUAUGAAAGCUUUGGUUCGUUUUUCCAUGGCUCACUGGUUAAAAAAGAAGUGUGGUACUGUGUUGAAAGUGUACCUAUAAUUUGUGAAAGUUAUGUAUUCAAAUUUUAUUUGAUACGUUGUUGUAAUAAAACUUUUAAUAUCUCUUUAA
Pseudoliparis swirei is the source of this 4050-nucleotide messenger RNA. RefSeq names its product activating transcription factor 2 (gene atf2). Gene Ontology annotation, biological process: regulation of transcription by RNA polymerase II. NCBI's taxonomy places the organism in Eukaryota, Metazoa, Chordata, Actinopteri, Perciformes, Liparidae. The record is from RefSeq and is a predicted model, not a curated record. The coding region runs from base 982 to 2475 and encodes 497 amino acids. The transcript has 12 exons. Gene Ontology annotation, molecular function: cAMP response element binding; DNA-binding transcription factor activity, RNA polymerase II-specific.